AUGGACGAUCGCGUCCUCGAUUAUCAUGACAUACUCCUGCGCGUGCGCGACGUCGCGCUCCUCCGCGGCCCGCAGUGGCUGAACGAUCAGGUCCUGUCGUUCUACUUCGCGCACCUUCAAAACGACGGGCGAUCGCCGGCGGACGUCGCGUUCGUGGACGCGUCGAUGUCGUUUCUGCUCGGCAACUUGUCCCCGACCGAGGUCUCGAGCGUUCUCGCGAGCACGAAGGUUUCCUCCGCCAGCGUGAUCCUCGCGCUCGUGAACGACGAGUGCGACGUCAAGCGCGGGGACGGGGGAUCGCACUGGUCUCUGCUCGUCUUUCGAAAAGGGAUCGGGUGGAGUCAUUACGAUUCGUCGCAGACCGGCGGGUCGCGCGCGAACAAAGCGAACGCGAACACGCUCGCCGCGGCGCUCGCGCCGUACGUCAGAAGCGGCGACGGCGACGGCGGCGUCGUGAACCACAAACCACCGGACGCGCCGACGCAGGUGAACGGGUACGACUGCGGCGCGUACGCGUUGGCCACGGCGGAGGCGGUUCGAGAUGCGCACGUGGAGGUGACGCGUAGUCAUAGGAGCGGUAGUCGCGAUAGCGGGUGUGGGGACGCGUACGAUGAGAGGCUACGCGCGCGGUUGAGGGAUAUCACCCCAGAGUACGUCGCCGAGUUUAGGAGAGGGAUCUUGUCCCUGAUCGAGGAGCUCGCCGAGGACGACUUGAGUAUUUGA
Micromonas pusilla CCMP1545 is the source of this 723-nucleotide messenger RNA. Its product is annotated as Ulp1 protease family protein. The record is from RefSeq and is a predicted model, not a curated record. Gene Ontology annotation, molecular function: cysteine-type peptidase activity; deNEDDylase activity. The transcript has a single exon. The coding region runs from base 1 to 723 and encodes 240 amino acids. Gene Ontology annotation, biological process: protein deneddylation; proteolysis. Lineage: Eukaryota; Viridiplantae; Chlorophyta; Mamiellophyceae; Mamiellales; Mamiellaceae.